GAUGGGCUAUGAAGACAAAACUCCCAGGAAGCUCUCCGCCGGCACCUCUGCUCUCCACAGUCUGUAAGAGGGAAGCAACAUUGCCGAGAAAAUUCACAUACACAACCGCAAAAAAACUUCUAGAACCGCCAAAGGAAGAAAAAAGGGUUCAGCAGACUAAAAAACUCUGACUGCAAAAGGACAGAAGGCCUGAAUCUGCAGUUAGCUAGUCUAACCUAAGCAGUCAUGUCGGCCAAAGCCAUCUCCGAGCAGACGGGAAAGGAGUUCCUCUACAAGCACAUCUGCACAUCGGCAGCUGUUCAGAACAGAUUCCACUAUGCCAACGUGACUGCCGAGACCGACUUUGACCGACUGGCGCAAGAUCACCCGUGGCUGCUCACACAGAGGCUGGUGGUGAAGCCGGACCAGCUGAUCAAGAGGCGAGGGAAGCUGGGCCUGGUCGGCGUCAACCUGGACCUGAACGGCGUCAGAGAGUGGCUGAAGUCCCGCUUCAUGAAAGAGACAACCGUGGGAAAAGCCAAGGGUGUUCUCAAGAACUUCCUCAUCGAGCCAUUUGUCCCCCAUAAGCAGGAGGAGGAGUUCUACGUGUGCAUUUACGCCACCCGCGAGGGUGACUAUGUGCUGUUUCACCAUGAGGGAGGGGUGGAUGUGGGAGAUGUGGAUGCCAAGGCGAAAAAGCUGCUAAUUGGGGUGGAUGAAAAGAUCAGUGAAGACUCUGUGAAGAAAGAGCUGCUGACUCACGUCCCAAAAGACAAGAAAGGGGUCCUGGCCAGCUUCAUUGUUGGGCUCUUCAACCUGUAUGAGGACCUGUUCUUCACAUACCUGGAGAUCAAUCCACUAGUGGUCACAAAAGAUGGAGUUUACGUGCUGGACAUGGCAGCCAAGAUCGAUGCCACAGCUGACUAUAUCUGCAAGGCCAAGUGGGGUGACGUUGAGUUCCCUCCACCCUUCGGCAGGGAGGCCUAUCCUGAGGAGGCCUACAUUGCCGACCUUGAUGCCAAGAGUGGUGCCAGCCUCAAACUGACCCUGCUCAACCCCCGAGGCAGGAUCUGGACCAUGGUGGCAGGAGGAGGUGCCUCAGUGGUGUACAGUGACACAAUCUGUGACCUGGGUGGUGUCAACGAGCUGGCCAAUUAUGGGGAGUAUUCAGGAGCACCAAGCGAACAGCAGACCUAUGACUACGCCAAGACUAUUCUGUCUCUGAUGACCAGAGAAAAGCACCCUGAUGGAAAGGUUUUGAUCAUUGGGGGAAGCAUCGCAAACUUCACAAAUGUUGCAGCAACAUUUAAGGGGAUUGUUCGGGCCAUCAGAGACUAUCAGGUGCCACUGAAGGAGCAUGAGGUCACCAUAUUUGUCCGUCGUGGAGGCCCCAACUACCAGGAAGGUCUCAGAGUAAUGGGAGAAGUCGGCAAGACAACUGGGAUCCCCAUCCAUGUCUUUGGCACAGAAACUCACAUGACUGCCAUUGUUGGCAUGGCACUGGGCCACCGGCCAAUCCCCAACCAGCCUCCUGUUGCAGCCCACACUGCCAACUUUCUUCUCAACUCCAGUGGCAGCACAUCGACCCCAGUAUCCAGCAGAACUGCUUCUUUCUCUGAAAACAGAGCCAGACUUGAGGGCUCACCAGCCAAGAAGGUCAAAGCUGGAGCUCCCAUUGCUAAGGCAACUAACCUCUUCAGCAAACACACCAAGUCUAUAGUGUGGGGUAUGCAGACUCGGGCAGUACAGGGCAUGCUGGACUUUGACUAUGUCUGCUCCAGAGAUGAGCCAUCUGUCGCAGCCAUGGUCUACCCGUUCACUGGAGACCACAAACAGAAGUACUAUUGGGGCCAUAAAGAGAUCCUCAUCCCCGUCUAUAAGAACAUGAGUGACGCCAUGAAGAAGCACCCAGAUGUGGACGUGCUCAUCAACUUUGCCUCUUUGCGUUCAGCCUUUGAUAGCACCAUGGAGACCAUGCAGUACCCACAGAUUCACACCAUUGCCAUCAUUGCUGAGGGAAUCCCUGAAGCCCAUACCAGGAAGAUCAUCAAGGUUGCAGAUGAGAAGGGUGUUACAAUCAUUGGACCAGCAACCGUUGGAGGAAUUAAGCCAGGCUGUUUUAAGAUCGGGAACACAGGAGGCAUGCUGGAUAACAUCCUUGCCUCCAAGCUCUAUCGCCCAGGCAGUGUGGCCUACGUGUCCCGCUCAGGUGGCAUGUCCAAUGAACUCAACAACAUAAUCUCGCGCACCACUGACGGUGUUUUUGAGGGUGUGGCCAUUGGUGGGGACAGAUACCCAGGCUCUGUGUUCACUGACCAUGUGCUGCGCUACCAAGACACUCCUGGAGUAAAAAUGAUUGUUGUAUUGGGAGAGAUUGGAGGCACAGAGGAGUACAAGAUCUGCGAGGCUAUCACACAGGGCAGGAUCACAAAGCCAGUGGUUUGCUGGUGUAUUGGCACCUGUGCUACCAUGUUCUCCUCCGAGGUUCAGUUCGGCCAUGCAGGAGCUUGUGCCAGCCAGGCCUCUGAGACCGCAGUGGCUAAGAACAUGGCUCUGAAGGAGGCUGGAGCCUUCGUCCCUAAGAGCUUUGAUGAGCUGGGAGAGAUCAUCAAUUCUGUUUAUGAUGACCUUGUUGCCAAAGGAGUUAUUCAGCCAGCUGAAGAGAUGCCUCCUCCCACUGUCCCGAUGGAUUACUCUUGGGCACGAGAGCUGGGUCUGAUCCGUAAGCCUGCUUCCUUCAUGACCAGCAUCUGUGACGAGCGGGGUCAGGAGCUCAUCUACGCAGGCAUGCCCAUCACUGAGGUCUUCAAGUCGGAAAUAGGCCUGGGAGGAACUCUAGGGCUUCUCUGGUUCCAGAGGAGGUUGCCGAGGUAUGCCUGCCAGUUUAUUGAGAUGUGCCUGAUGGUGACCGCUGAUCAUGGCCCUGCUGUUUCCGGCGCCCACAACACAAUUGUCUGUGCUCGAGCUGGCAAAGAUCUCAUCUCCAGCCUCACCUCCGGCCUUCUCACCAUUGGUGACCGCUUUGGAGGUGCUCUGGAUGCUGCAGCAAAGCAGUUCAGCAAGGCUUUUGACAGCAGCAUGCUGCCCAUGGAGUUUGUCAACAAGAUGAAGAAGGAUGGCAAGCUGAUCAUGGGCAUUGGACACAGAGUCAAGUCGAUUAACAAUCCAGACAUGAGAGUCCAGAUCUUGAAGGACUUUGUGAAGCAGCACUUCCCCUCCACCCAGCUGCUGGACUACGCUCUAGAUGUAGAGAAGAUUACCACAUCCAAAAAACCCAAUUUGAUCCUGAAUGUGGACGGCUUCAUUGGUGUGGCCUUUGUGGAUUUGCUCAGGACUUGUGGUGGCUUUACACGGGAUGAAGCUGAUGAGUUUGUGGAAAUUGGAGCUCUGAAUGGCAUCUUUGUCCUGGGACGUAGCAUGGGAUUUAUUGGACACUACCUGGACCAGAAGAGGCUGAAGCAGGGUCUGUAUCGCCACCCCUGGGAUGACAUCUCCUAUGUGCUCCCAGAACAUAUGUCCAUGUAAUCAGAGGGACUAAACCAGAGAGUGUCAGCCUUCAAUCCCCUCACCCCAGCCGUCAAUUCCUCACACAACAAAACUGUGAUCUGUCACCCGGAAGCAGUGGCGCAAUAUAGGGAACGUGUUACUAUUAAUAUAGCUGUAAAUUGCAAAUAUUAAAAAGAAAAAGAGAAUGUUUUUAGUUUUGGAAAGCUGUCAGUGCUGCAGUUCUGUGAAUUUAAGUAAAAUGUGGUCAACUGUGAAGCUCCAGUAAAACAACGUUGGGGUCUGACUGAGGGAGAUUUGAAGAUGAAUUGGAUGAGGUACAGGUGAGGGAGUAAAAGUGAAUUAUUCAACAACUGACCACCACCACUCUUAUGGCUAGUGAAGUACUGUUAUUUAUCCCAAACAUAUAUCCUUGUAUUAACCUAGCAUGUAUCACAGACUAUUGUGUCUCUGUGCAGCUCUCUUCAUUGUGCCACUUGAGAAUCAUGAGCUUGCUACAAGGAGUGAACAUGUAGUGCAAUAAUGCCUAUAAUAUGAGAACAUACUGUAGAUCAGAGCUUUAUUUAUGUAUAGGUGUAUUAAUAGUGGAAAUUAAAUGGUACAAGAAUGUUAUAGUUUUGAUUAUAUUUAAUGCUUUUGAUACACAAGUGAUUGAAGUCUGCUUACUGUGGCAAAAGGGACCAUUUUAUGAGUAAUUCCUGACAGGUGCUGCUGUCCCCAGGAAAUAUUCUCUCUCAGCUAGUGGAAAGCUUUUUUUGAAUGAAUGCACUAAUCCCAUAACAAUAACAUGAAUUAGUAUUACAAUAUUUCUGUAUCAGCACUAUAAGAUGGGAAAUAAUUUUAGCAGUUAAAUGCAAUGAUAUUUAAUAUCUUAACAUAUUUUUUCACAUGAAUGUCUAAAUGUGUAUUGUGAAUUUUCAGUCUGUUAGACUAGGGAUUUUAAAGUUCAUUACAUGCCCAAUAUUUAACAUGUUGCUCCAUCUAUUUUUAUUUGAAUAAAACCAUGUAUGAGACAGACAGUAUAAGUCUCACCUUAGGAAAUGUGACACCCCUUUCAGAUUGCUAUAUUUGUAUCCAGUGGACAGUAACUUUAUUUAGACAAUCUGUUCAUAAUCAUUAGACUCCAAGUGCAGGACAAAACUCUCUUCUUUAAUUUUCUUUGAAGUAAAAGAAAAUGAUACAUUUUCCCCACAAUUUGAGGUCCAGAAGAAACUGUGUGGCAACCAUUAUUAGUGUCAUCUAUUAUGUGAAUGUUACAAAAAUAGAGAAGUUCUCCAGACAACCAGAAACCUUACCAGUGUUGUUGCAAUGCUUAUUACUCAAUGUGAACUGAACGUGCCUCUGUACUGAUUUGUUGUAUGUCGACAACUGUGUAAUUGAGUAAAAUAAAAUGUAAUUAAUGUUA
Molecule: messenger RNA, 4888 nt
Organism: Perca fluviatilis (European perch)
Lineage: Eukaryota; Metazoa; Chordata; Actinopteri; Perciformes; Percidae
Gene: aclya
Product: ATP citrate lyase a
Exons: 29
Coding region: 226-3504 (1092 amino acids)
Biological process (GO): acetyl-CoA biosynthetic process; fatty acid biosynthetic process; tricarboxylic acid cycle
Cellular component (GO): cytosol
Molecular function (GO): ATP citrate synthase activity
Source: RefSeq, a predicted model, not a curated record